Molecule: messenger RNA, 3909 nt
Organism: Juglans microcarpa x Juglans regia
Lineage: Eukaryota; Viridiplantae; Streptophyta; Magnoliopsida; Fagales; Juglandaceae
Product: protein GIGANTEA-like
Exons: 16
Coding region: 368-3883 (1171 amino acids)
Biological process (GO): regulation of long-day photoperiodism, flowering; response to stress; regulation of circadian rhythm
Cellular component (GO): nucleus
Source: RefSeq, a predicted model, not a curated record
AAUCUAAGCCUCGCAGCACAGAGGUCCUAAAGAUAUUCUCUUUCUCUCUCUCACGGUCUCACCACCCAAAUUCUUCAACCUCUCGAAAAUAUUUCAGAAAUCUGAAAAAAGAAAAGAACGCGCAGAAAAAGGAAAAAAAUAUUUACAGGCAGCGUAAAAUAUCACGAAGAUUUUGGUCAGAAAUCGGCGUGCGGAGAACUAGCAGAUUUAGAAAGUGUUCCUACAAGCUACCGAGAUUUGGAGCCUGGAGGGAAACGUUAAGGGCGGGAUGUUGAAUUACGAUAUUUUGAUUCUUGAUUGGUAGCGGUUUUGCGGCUACGGUUGCGGCUGCGGCUAAAUUUUAUUUGUAGGAAGAUUAUUUUUUUCUAUGGCUGGUUCGUGUGGGAGGUGGAUUGAUGGUCUUCAAUUCUCUUCUUUGUUCUGGCCUCCGCCGCAGGAUGCACAGCAACGAAAGGCUCAAAUUACUGCUUAUGUUGAGUACUUUGGUCAAUUUACAUCAGAACAGUUUCCAGAGGAUAUUGCCGAGUUGAUCCGUAACCGCUAUCCAUCAAAAGAAAAGCGUCUUUUUGAUGAUGUAUUAGCUACGUUCGUCCUUCACCAUCCAGAGCAUGGGCAUGCGGUUGUUCUUCCAAUUAUUUCAUGUAUCAUUGAUGGUACGGUGGUGUAUGAUAGGACCAGUCCUCCAUUUGCUUCUUUCAUAUCCUUAGUCUGUCCGAGCAGUGAGUUUUUGCAGAAUGAAUACUCUGAACAGUGGGCUUUGGCAUGUGGAGAGAUCUUGCGAGUUUUAACUCACUACAAUCGCCCAAUAUACAAGAUGGAACAACCAAAUGGUGAUACAGAAAGAAGCAGUAGUGGCUGUGACGCUUCCGCAAGUGACUCUAUUGACAGGCAAUCUAUCCAUAUUCCUUUGGCACAAAAAGAGAGGAAACCUUUGAGGCCUUUGUCUCCCUGGAUUACGGACAUACUGCUAGCUGCUCCUCUCGCUAUCAGGAGUGACUACUUCCGAUGGUGCAGUGGUGUUAUGGGUAAAUAUGCUGCUGGAGAACUCAAGCCACCCACAACUGCUUCUUCUCGUGGAUCUGGAAAGCAUCCUCAGCUCAUGCCAUCAACGCCACGGUGGGCUGUUGCUAAUGGUGCUGGUGUCAUAUUAAGUGUGUGUGAUGAUGAAGUUGCUCGCUAUGAAACUGCUACUUUAACGGCAGUGGCUGUCCCAGCACUUCUGCUUCCUCCUCCAACAACAGCUUUGGAUGAGCAUUUGGUUGCUGGCCUGCCAGCUCUUGAGCCAUAUGCACGCCUAUUUCAUAGGUAUUAUGCCAUUGCUACUCCGAGUGCCACCCAGAGACUGCUUCUUGGACUUCUAGAAGCACCACCAUCGUGGGCUCCAGAUGCACUUGAUGCUGCUGUCCAGCUUGUGGAACUCCUUCGCGCUGCUGAAGACUAUGUAUCUGGCAUUAGGCUUCCAAGGAACUGGAUGCAUCUGCAUUUCUUGCGUGCAAUUGGGACUGCAAUGUCCAUGAGAGCAGGAAUAGCUGCCGAUGCUGCAGCAGCUCUACUUUUCCGCGUACUCUCACAGCCUGCAUUACUUUUUCCUCCAUUACAACAAGUUGAGGGAGUCGAAGUUCAACCUGAAUCUUUUGGAGAUUAUGGUUCAUCCUAUAAAAAGCAGAGAGAAGUGCCUGCGGUUGAAGCAACUAUUGAAGCUACUGCCCAAGGGAUUGCAUCAAUGCUUUGUGCCCAUGGCCCUGAGGUUGAAUGGAGGAUUUGUACCAUAUGGGAAGCUGCAUACGGCCUGAUUCCAUUAAGUUCCUCUGCGGUUGAUCUUCCAGAAAUCAUAGUUGCAACUCCUUUGCAACCUCCCAUAUUAUCAUGGAAUCUGUACAUACCUCUCCUAAAGGUCUUGGAAUAUCUUCCUCGUGGUAGUCCAUCAGAAGCAUGUCUCAUGAAGAUAUUUGUUGCUACCGUUGAAGCGAUUCUUCAGCGAACGUUUCCACCUGAGUCCUCUAAAGAACAAACCAGAAAAACAAGAUACCUUUCUGUCAUAGGAUCUGCCUCCAAAAACCUUGCUGUGGCGGAGCUUCGUACUAUGGUCCAUUCACUUUUCUUAGAAUCAUGUGCCUCUGUAGAGCUUGCUUCACGCCUGCUUUUUGUGGUGUUAACUGUGUGCGUUAGUCAUGAGGCUCAGUCCAAUGGGAACAAGAAGUCAAGUGGAAUAGCAACUUAUCCCCCUAAUGAAGUCAUCGAGGACUUACAAGCAAUAUCUGAAAAGCAAAGAGAGAUGAAAACUAGGAAGUUAAAAAAACAAGGGCCUAUGGCAGCAUUUGAUUCAUAUGUUCUAGCUGCGGUUUGUGCUCUUGCCUGCGAGCUUCAGUUAUUUCCUAUGAUUUCAAGGGCAGGUAAUCACUCAAGUUCAAAAGAUGUAUCACACGUAGCCAAGCCAAUGAAAAUAAAUGGAUCUACCGAAGAGUUCCAAAAUGGUAUUGACUCAGCUGUUCACCAUACUCACAGAAUCUUGGCAAUUUUAGAGGCACUUUUCUCGCUGAAGCCAUCUUCUAUUGGAACCUCAUGGAGUUACAGUUCAAACGAGAUAGUUGCUGCAGCCAUGGUUGCGGCUCAUGUUUCUGAACUAUUUAGAAGGUCAAAGGCUUGCAUGCAUGCUCUUUCGGUCUUGAUGCAAUGCAAGUGGGACAAUGAAAUUUACACGAGGGCAUCAUCACUGUACAACCUCAUUGAUAUUCACAGCAAAGCUGUGGCAUCCAUCGUCGACAAGGCUGAACCAUUAGAAGCACACUUGAUACACACACCAGUAUGGAGAGAUGCCCUAAUGGGUUUUGAUGGCAAAAAACAAAAUCAAUGCAAAAAUGGUGUUUGCUUUGAUUCAGAGCAGCCAUCUACCUCACAGUCUUUGUAUUCAGAUACUAAAUUUAAUUCUGAAAGAGCACUACACUCGAAUGAAGGCUUAGGGAACACCUUGGGUAAAGGUAUUGCAAAUUUUCCAUUAGAUGCAUCGGAUUUGGCCAACUUCCUCACAAUGGACAGGCAUAUAGGAUUUAACUGCAGUGCAAAAGUUCUUCUAAGAUCUGUGCUAGCAGAGAAACAAGAGUUAUGUUUCUCUGUUGUGUCAUUGCUGUGGCACAAGUUGAUCGCGGCUCCUGAAACCCAACCAAGUGCAGAAAGCACUUCUGCCCAUCAAGGUUGGAGGCAGGUUGUUGAUGCGCUAUGCAAUGUUGUGUCAGCAUCACCAACAAAAGCAGCUACAGCAGUUGUUCUUCAGGCGGAGAGGGAAUUGCAGCCUUGGAUUGCCAAAGAUGAUGAUCAAGGUCAGAAGAUGUGGAGAAUCAACCAACGGAUUGUAAAAUUGAUUGUGGAGCUCAUGAGGAAUCACGAUAGGCCAGAAUCAUUGGUGAUUUUGGCAAGUGCAUCAGAUCUACUUCUGCGUGCAACGGAUGGGAUGCUCGUUGAUGGAGAAGCUUGCACUUUACCACAGCUGGAGCUACUGGAAGCCACGGCUAGAGCAAUUCAGCCGGUGCUGCAGUGGGGAGAAUCUGGGUUGGCAGUUGCAGAUGGCCUUUCAAACCUCUUAAAGUGUCGGGUACCGGCUACCAUCCGAUGCCUUUCUCAUCUGAGUGCACAUGUUCGCGCUUUGAGCACAUCCGUUCUUCGAGAUAUUCUGCACACUGGUUCAAUCACAUCUAAUUCUAAACCUGUCAACAUAAAUGGCAUCCGCGGUGCUGCUUAUCAGUAUUUCAGUUUAGACGUUAUUGACUGGCAAGCAAGCAUUGAGAAAUGCUUAGCAUGGGAAGCUCACAGCAGACUUGCAACCGGAAUGCCUAUUCAAUUUCUUGAUACUGCCGCCAAGGAAUUAGGCUGUACUAUUUCCACAUGACUUAAAAGAGUAGCUUUUGCCAGCCC